AUGAUACAAGAAUACCCCAUUGGAGAUGCGGAUGCGGGACAGCCCAGAUGGGUCCAGGAAUAUUGUGAUGCGGAGCUAUGCGAGGGUAUUCGUGAAUACUCAUACGGACAAGCUGGUCUCUGUCCCGUCUUGAUCGGUGACAUUUUAGGAGGUAAAAAUAUGCAGGAUGGAAAAAACUGUUCUUUCGAAGUUAUUGGAAAACUUGGCCAUGGCUCAUACUCUACUGUGUGGCUGGUCAGAAACAAGGAAACUGGAGUAUAUCAUGCUCUCAAGAUUUUGAGAUCAGAGCACAGCUCUGCUAAUAAUAUUGAGCUAAAAAUCCUGAGGGAUAUCGAUGCCCUUCAGUUUUCUUUCUUCUAUACUCAUGUGCCGACGAAUAGGCGGCACCUUUGUCUCGUGAUGCAACCGUCUGGGUGCACACUUGCACAAAGGAGCUGGGCUAGUGACGAGUACGAGGUGCUCGGUUGUCCAUGGGAUGUUGCUUCUAUAUCCAUGUUCACGGAAGCACUCUUGGUAAAAGUAUUUUCGUUUCAUGAACUGGGGAUAUAUCACGGAGGUACGAACAGUCUCCCCGCCUUGAACAACAGAGAACAGUUACAGUUUUUGACUAACAUACUUACGCUGCCAUUAGAUCUCAGUCCCGGAAAUGUUACCCUGGGUGUAUCCGAAGAUGCUUUCACUCCUGAAGCCAUGCAGAAGACAUUUGGGAGGGACUUGCGGGGUACAGUGUUCCUGGCACUCCCCCCUCGGUCAAAACCCCAGCCCCCUAUUCCCCCAUGCCUUCCAGCUUACAUCACACGCCAUGAGCAUCCCUUGGCUUCUGACGGAUGGGACUUCUCUUUGCUGGAAAUCAUAGACUUUGGACAAGGGGGUCAGUUUGAUUUGUUUGCCUCAACUCUCAAUUGGUAUCGCACGCUAAAAAUUUUAACAGGUUAUGAAUCCAGGAAAACUAAGUUGAUGGGCACACCGUAUUAUCUCCCACCUGAGCACAAUAAUCCAAAAGCUCUAGCAUCUAUUCAAUCGGAUUUAUGGAGCUUGGGCUGCGUUCUCUUCUAUGGCUUGAUGCACGAGCAUCUAUUCUGGCUAGAUGGGAGUCUAGAAAAAUAUCUUGCUGCCAAUGAUGAGGGGCAAGCAUCUAUCAUUGAUGGCCGGCUAAAAGGCCACCCCGUCUUUCAAGAGCAUAUCCAGUACAGGAAAAUUACAAGCAAACUACUUCAGUCUCUUAUACGAGCAGAUCCCAGAAAACGAGACAAGCGAAGGGCAAAUGAGCUACUGGAUAAGUUGAUAGAUUAUGCGAAUGAGCACCUGGAUUAG
Trichophyton benhamiae CBS 112371 is the source of this 1314-nucleotide messenger RNA. RefSeq lists its product as uncharacterized. The record is from RefSeq and is a predicted model, not a curated record. Lineage: Eukaryota; Fungi; Ascomycota; Eurotiomycetes; Onygenales; Arthrodermataceae. Gene Ontology annotation, biological process: protein phosphorylation. Gene Ontology annotation, molecular function: ATP binding; protein kinase activity. The coding region runs from base 1 to 1314 and encodes 437 amino acids. The transcript has 4 exons.